CACUUUUCUCAGUUUCUGCUUUGCUCCUAUUCUCCUCGGAGUGGAUUCUAGGGCUAGGGUUUUCACUGUUCUCUCCUCCCUCGGUGCUCGCCGUCCCUCGAAUCUCGUCGCCGAAUCCUCCCUCGAAGCUCGUCGUCCCUCGAAGAUCGCCGUUUACUCCUCCCUCGGCCGUUUUCCCUCUCGAGCCAUCAAAAUAUAAUUUUUGCACAAAAUCCGAUCUCACCCCUUGCGGAUCCGUAAUAUCAGUCAAAGCGUCAUCUAAUUGUCGGAGGUGUUUCAGAGAUGAAUGCUAGUUUCUCAACAAUAUGCAGGCGUGUGGGUCUGCGGGACCUAGUCUCGAGUGCCCCUAUGUACACUAGUACUAGUGAGGAAUCUGGAGGGCUGAGCUUGGUAUUCCGAAGAUGGGCCACCAAAAAGACUGCUGGUUCUACCAAGAAUGGCCGUGACUCCAACCCAAAGAAUCUUGGUGUGAAGAAGUUUGGUGGAGAGAGGGUGAUACCUGGUAACAUUAUUGUUCGCCAGCGAGGCACUAGAUUUCAUCCUGGGGAUUAUGUUGGCAUGGGAAAAGAUCACACUCUGUUUGCCCUAAAAGAAGGGCAAGUGCGGUUUGAACGCCACAAACUGAGUGGUCGCAAGUGGGUCCAUGUCGAUCCCAAGGAAGGCCACAUAGUUCAUCCCCUUUAUACUACUGCUGCUGCAGAAGCUGCUUGAUGAAUCCAAUUGCGUGCUAGUUUUAGGAGUUUUGUUUUGGGAUCAGGUGAAUUUAGCUUGGAAAAUAAGUACAUGCUCAUGUUACUAGUUCAUCUGAUGCAACCACAGAACCUAAACUUGUACAUUUAUUGUACGACGCUCCUUUGCAAAAGUUUACAUUGAGAUUUUUGGUAAAAUGAUAAUGCAAACUGCAAGCCAUCCAUCUUUCUGGGAACAGUUGGUGCUGAUUUUACGAUUUUGAGUCGGUGAAUGACUUCGCUGGUUACUCUAUUUCAGUAGCAUCUAGAUGCAUUUGUGCAUCUUGUAUAUGGUGCGCAACCAUGAGCGGUGUUGCGACAAGAGUAUGGUUUGGUUUCUUGGAAGUUUGAAGUAAUAAUUAUCAGUUGGUAUUAAGUAGUAUUGCUGUUAAUGCACUUCAAUAUUUGGUUGGAUAGAUCCCCAAAAGGAGAGGAUAUCAUCAACUUUUGAAGUCAAAACUUGUAGAGGAGAUAUCAAAAGUGAUAUUGGUGUAAUUUUUUGGCUGUGAUCACUGCAGCAGAAAUACUAAAACUUUGAAUAAGCGUUUCCUGUA
Asparagus officinalis (garden asparagus) is the source of this 1282-nucleotide messenger RNA. Its product is annotated as 50S ribosomal protein L27-like. Gene Ontology annotation, molecular function: structural constituent of ribosome. The transcript is spliced from 5 exons. Gene Ontology annotation, biological process: translation. The record is from RefSeq and is a predicted model, not a curated record. The coding region runs from base 283 to 711 and encodes 142 amino acids. NCBI's taxonomy places the organism in Eukaryota, Viridiplantae, Streptophyta, Magnoliopsida, Asparagales, Asparagaceae. Gene Ontology annotation, cellular component: ribosome.